Messenger RNA from Sparassis crispa, 201 nucleotides. RefSeq lists its product as hypothetical. Bases 1 to 201 code for a protein of 66 amino acids. The transcript has a single exon. Lineage: Eukaryota; Fungi; Basidiomycota; Agaricomycetes; Polyporales; Sparassidaceae. The record is from RefSeq and is a predicted model, not a curated record.
AUGAGCCCUGAGCCAUCCUCGGGUGAGGAGACUGCGGGCGAGGAGCAUUUCAUGGACCAGUACGUCAGAGAGGGUGAGGAAGUGGACUGGGUGCAUGUCCGGGGUCAUGAGAAUGCGCACGGCAACAGCAACGGGAAUGGAAAUGGAAAUGAGAUCGAAAACGGGGAGGUCGCUGACAAUCCCGAUGACGAAAGUGACUAG